Messenger RNA from Tachysurus vachellii, 2404 nucleotides. It is a transcript of the gene cdkn2aip, whose product is annotated as CDKN2A interacting protein. NCBI's taxonomy places the organism in Eukaryota, Metazoa, Chordata, Actinopteri, Siluriformes, Bagridae. The record is from RefSeq and is a predicted model, not a curated record. Gene Ontology annotation, cellular component: nucleolus; nucleoplasm. Bases 281 to 1213 code for a protein of 310 amino acids. The transcript has 4 exons.
AUGUAACUACGGUUCCAGGAUAUCCGCUUAAAGCAAGCAGCAACUCGUGGAUCAUCGUUACAGGCAGCCUUCAGUCCAACAGACAGAUCAUCACUACGCGCUUCUUAAACAACACAACAUCCAUUAGCUUCUAGCAUAAACAACGUCGCGUUGUAGUGACGCAGGCGCAUUGGAUUGACGUCCACGGAAGUGGCUUUGCAUAGCCUGAUAUUUUGUUGAUGUUGCUGCUAGCUAAUGUUACCUGGUUAUGUAGAAACGGUGAAAGGAACCUUUUAAAGUGAUGGCAGAGAGGAGUGGAGAUGAUGUCGUGUCUGAGUUCCUUCAGCAAAACCCUCACCUGGCACACUGGGUGGAAUCCCUAAGAGAGCUUUCUGAGACAAAUAAGCACUGGCACGCCAGGCGAGAGUUUGUUCUGCGCAAUAUGGAGACCUUUCCUACCGUCCAACCAGGGGUUAGAACUCCCAGUCUGGACAGGCUUCUUUCUCUGUCCAAGGUUUGGGCCAACCAAACGUUCUUAGGCUGUCGCUAUCCCCAACCUGUGAUGGACAAGGUGAAAGAGAUGGCAGAAGGGAUGGGUGUGAGCAAAAGUCCUGUUCAAAAGACUAAAGAUGAGAUCGUAGGAAAAGGAAAGAGACCGUCUGUUUCAGCCACGGAUGCUGAGAGCUGUGUUAAGAAAAACAAAACAGUUCCUAACGACUCUGACAUUAAAGGCGGAGAACGCAAUACUGUCUAUCCGAACGCUGCUGCUGUCAAAUCAGGUCCCCUGCCCGAUGCCCCUGCAGAACAUCAGCCCUUCUUUAAUCGUCUUUAUAAAACUGUGGCCUGGAAACUGGUGUCUGCAGGAGGCUUUGGACCCAACCUGGAUCACUUUGAGAUCUUGCGCACCUGUGUGGAGUCAUGCAAGGCCAGCCUUAGUUGUGUAUUUGUGCCUCUCAAAGACAUUCCUGACCUGCCUGCCGGCUGCACCCAAAGAGAGGGCCAGGUGUGUGAACUGCGUUGCCACACAGUCUACAUGGGUACAGGAUACGGUCGUGAUGAAUGUGCAGCGAGGGCCAUGGCCUCGAAAGAGGCCCUUAAAAUUUUUCAGGGGCGGAAGGUGACGGUGAAGACCUCCCGUCGCAGGUUCCGUGGUCGAGAUCUAGAGGAUUUGGUCCUGUUAGACGAACAGCCGAGAAGCUCAGUUUUGCCUCCUGCUCUUAGCUAUCCUUUUUAAGUCAUUUGAGCAAAUCUUUGCCCCUUUGUGCCCUAAAACAACUUCUCAUUUUGUUUGUUACUGGCAUUUCAGUUGCUGUUAUAAGGUCAUGUUGACGACGGAAGGUGCAGGGUUGUAGUGAUCAAAGUACACACACGUUUUUAUUGCUGUGCAUUUAAAACUGAUCAGAAUUUUUUGACACAACAGUUCAGAGUGCAAGCAUCAGUGUGUAGGAUUGUUUAGAGUCUGAGCCUCACUUUUGUGCAGCAGUCUAUUGGUAGUAAUUUAAAAUUUUAUGCUAACUUGACUAUGUUUUCGGCUGUAUAUAAGCUAACGUUGAAUUAAUAAGCAAACUGCACUUGACCUCUUUACAUUCUAAAAUCCUUCACAUUUCGGUGGCUUAUGAUAUGUAAUCCAAUCAUUUAUAAAAAGUUAUAAGGUUUAUCCCAAUCAUUGAAGUCCUAAUAUGUUCCUAUAAAACCUAUUGAGUUUGUCAUGUCCUUUAUGGAAGUGUUUAAGGUUUGAAUGGAUUAAGCCUGAAUCUGGGUUUUUUAGUGCAACUUGUACUGUACCUUUGAAUUUUUACCUUGACAUUAAUAUCAUUUCCUAGUUCCAGGUUUUUUGUUACCGGAGCAUUGACUGAAUAUUUUUGAAAAAUUUUACUUUUCCCUGUUUUGACAGCAGAUAAAACAGUCAAAAUGACAUGCUGAAAUCAAAGCCCAUGAGUUCUGGAUGUUAUUGAGUAACUAUCCUAUGUUUCACAAAAUGUGGUGUUCUACAUUGGUUUAGUUUCUCUUACUUAAAUUUACAAGUAAAAAAAUACUCUGAGAGAUUUUUGGUAAUGAUACUGAAGAAAUGUGACUCUUUAAUGCAUAAAUUGUUUUUACUCAGAAAUGUCUUUUCGAUUCUGUUUAAAUAUUACUUACUCAAAACAGCACGCCUGAAAUCAUACAAAUCCGUCCAAAAAUCGUAUCAUUCAGUUCAGGUUUUUUUUUUUUUUUUUUUUUUUUUUUUUUUUUUUUUUUUUUUUUUUUUUUUUUUUGUUUGUUAAAUAGUAAUACUCACUUCCCAGAGUCCCAAUUCGGACCUUUUCCUGAUGGCAGUGUACGAAAUCUCUUUAACAGAUAUUUUCAAAAUAAAUGGACAAAGAUUAAUCAAGUAACCCAAAUGCUGUUUAGAAGAUAUUCACUAUAAUAAAGGGUAUGAAAGUAA